Molecule: messenger RNA, 1768 nt
Organism: Olea europaea var. sylvestris
Lineage: Eukaryota; Viridiplantae; Streptophyta; Magnoliopsida; Lamiales; Oleaceae
Exons: 2
Coding region: 97-1155 (352 amino acids)
Source: RefSeq, a predicted model, not a curated record
UGAAACCAAAUACAAAUAAGAGACACAUCUGAUACACAUUCCCUCUCAAUAAACUCUCUAUCCUAUCAGCAAUUUGUCCGAAACCAACAAUACUUGAUGAAUUUCUCUUACGAAAAUCUGCCACUUCUAGUCACAAGCCCAGAUCUCCUUUCCCAUCUGCAAGAUUUAAAGCUUGAUGGAGGUGAAAAAAUUGUUAACUUUCAAUGGCUCGGGCCACACUUUUUAACUUUUCUCAAACAUGCAAAAAAACUGCACCAUAAUCGCAUACCACUCGAGGAGAAUUACUUCAGCCGGAGAUUUAUUGAUCUGUUGAAGUGUCUUGAUGAUGCAGCGUCCAACUGCAUCUUUUACGGAGAGACUGAACAUUACAAAACCUUUUUAGAAAUCAUUCUCACUUUCAUGCUAUACAUUAAGGAGCUUUUCACUCUUCAAAACCUGCUGGAAUUGUUUGGUAGAUCAGAACACCAUUAUAGACUUCAGGCAAGCUUUAUCAACUUUCUUUUCGAUACUAUUGGAGAAUUGCUAAAUUGUGAAACAUAUUCCAGUGUUCUUGUGAGUAAUCAAGUCAAAGUUCUUUGGAAGGAUCUGACAUUUCUGCUCACUUUUUUUGUUGAUACAAUGCAAUGCAUCAAUCUAGAACGGAAAAAGAUUAUGAUUCCAGAAUUUGGAUAUAUAACCAAGGAGGAACAGAUCGAGCAGAUGUUUAAAGGGAAUAUAUUCACAGAAAUUGAACAUGUAUACGACACAGUAGGGGUUUUCUUGCAUAAGUUUUUUUUCACCACAGACCAUGUUACCACUACCAAAAUGGAUGAGCCAAUUUAUCUUCUGUUAAAAAGGAUUGCGUCUGUGCAAAAGGAGAUAAAAAAUCACUGCAUUGAAGUCUCUAUGAAUCUGAAUUGUGGAAUUGGAAGCCUACAAAUUGCAGAAAGUCAAAGUGAAGUAUCAUCAUCCCAACAUAAAAACAUUCCUUUGACAGCACAAAUUGCAAGAAAGCUUCUUGGAGAACCAAUCUCCAGCAAGAUUAUUUCCAUCGUUGGAAUGGGUGGUCUUGGCAAGACACAAAGAAAGUGUACAAUGAUUCCAAUGUUCAGAACUAUUUUGAUAUGCUUUCUUGGUGUAUUGUUUCUCAAACUUACAAAAAGAGGAAGCUGUUGAUUGACAUUUUGAGCUCUGGAAGUAACCUAACAGAGACGAAAUUUCAGAAAUGGAAGUGGAAGAAUUGGCUGAAUGUCUUUACAAAAAUUUAAAGGGGAGAAGAUACCUCAUUAUUAUAGACGAUCUGUGGGAUAAAAAAGCUUAGGAUGAUUUGAAAAGGUUAUUUCACGAGGACAAAAAUGGAAGCUGAGUAUUGUUCACCAGUCGGCAGAAAAAUGUGGCAUUGGAAAUUUCACAUUUUAUUGUUGAACCUCCUUCCAUGUCACCGGGUGAAAGUUGGAAUUUAUCAGAGCAGAAUGCAUUCAAGAAUGAUCGUUGCCCUCAAGAACUGCAAGAUAUUGGAAAGCAAAUUGCAACAAAUUGUCAUGGACUCCCGCUUUCGGUUGUCACGAUUGCUGGAGUUCUUUCAAAUAUGGAGAAGAAAGAAAGCUUAUGGUAAAAAGUUGCAAAACGUUUAAGUUCUUACAUUUCUCGAAAAGCCGACAACUAUCUUCCCACAUUGAAACUUAGUUACAUACAUUUACCAGAUCACUUGAAACCAUGUUUCCUCUAUCUCAGUGCGUUCCAGGAAGACGACGAAAUUUCAGUUAAGAAGCUAUUAUUACUAUGGAUA